AUGCUACUCAUAAUCUCUUCCAUCUCUCUUAUCAUUUUUCUUAUAAUAAAAUGGUAUUCCAAUUCUAGAAAAAUAAAAAACUCACUUCCUUCUCCUCCAAAACUCCCUAUAAUAGGAAACCUCCAUCAACUUGGCUCAUUCCCUCACCGCACUCUUCAAUCUCUAUCAAAAAAAUAUGGCCCUUUGAUGAAACUCCAUCUUGGAAGUGUCCCAGUUAUUGUUAUCUCAUCACCCGAAUCAGCACGUGACAUAAUGAAAACUCAUGACCUUGUCUUUGCAAAUAGACCACAAUCUAAAUUUUACGACAUACUUUUAUAUGAUUGCAAAGAUGUUUCAGCAGCUCCAUAUGGAGAAUAUUGGAGACAAAUAAGAAGCAUCUCUGUUUUGCAUCUUCUUAGUGGUAAAAGAGUUCAAUCUCUUCGUGGUGUUAGAGAGGAAGAAGUUUGUUUAAUGAUAGAGAAAAUAAAACAAUCUUCUUCCUCUUCUUUACCAAUAAAUAUAAGUGAAUUACUUUCUACAACUAUCAAUGAUAUAGUUUGUAGAGUUGCUUUGGGAAGAAAGUAUAGUGGUGAAAGUGGAAAAGGAUUUAAAAAGUUGUUGAUGGAUUUUACGGAGUUACUUGGUACUUUUGUUGUUGGGGAAUAUGUUCCUUGGCUUGAUUGGUUGACUCAUGUUAGUGGAUUGUAUGCAAGAGCUAAAAAAGUGGCUAAAGAGUUUGACGAACUUUUGGAGGAUGUAGUUGAAGAUCAUAUUAAUCGUAACAAAGGAGAUAGAGAUGAACGUGUUUGUUUAGAUAGUGAAGAUCAUGGUGACUUUGUUGAUGUUUUGCUUUCGAUCCAAAGGACAGAAUCACUUGGCUUUCCCAUUGAUAGAACAGUGAUAAAGGCUCUAUUAUUGGACAUGUUUUCUGCAGGUACAGACACUAUAUCCACAUUGUUAGAGUGGGCAAUGACAGAACUAUUAAGACAUCCAAAUGUGAUGAAGAAAUUGCAAGAAGAAGGAAGAACUGUGGGUGGUGAUAGAACACACAUAACUGAAGAUGAUUUAAGCAACAUGAAAUACUUAAAAGCUGUGAUUAAAGAAACACUUCGACUACAUCCUCCAAUCCCAUUACUAGUCCCUCGAGAAAGCAGAAAAGAUAUCAAACUAAAAGGUUACCACAUUGAAAGAGGAACUCGAGUAAUUAUCAAUGCUUGGGCUAUUGCAAGAGAUCCUUCAUAUUGGGAUCAACCUGAAGAGUUCAAGCCUGAGAGAUUCUUGAAUAAUUCAAUUGAUAUUAAAGGGAAUGAUUUUCAAUUGAUUCCAUUUGGAGCUGGGAGAAGGGGUUGUCCUGGGAUAGUGUAUGCUAUGGUUGCUAAUGAACUUGUGUUAGCUAACCUUGUUCAUCAAUUUAACUGGACAUUACCUGCUGGUGUUCUAGGGUUGGAGGCCAUAGACAUGUCUGAAACUGUAGGCUUAACUAUGCACAGAAAAACUCCACUUGUGGCUGUUGUGGUCCCUAAUAGUAACAGCUAAAUGAGGGAGUAUGGGAGCAAGAAGGACAAAUAGGCAAGCUUUCUUACAAGAGGUUGAAAACCGAGGAAGAAUUGGACGAAAAAAUACAACUACUAGAAAGAGAAGUGAAAAAGGCAAAGGCGUGGCUUAAGCUUAAGGCUCUAGCCGGUAGGAGAAGGCCAAGGCUUCGUAUUCCUGGCUUGAGGAGAUUCAUUAGAAAAAGAACCAAGUUUGUCUCUAAGUUCAAAGUAUCUUGGCGUAAGACAUUGAAAAAAUUGAAGAACGGACAGAGUCACAUGAAUGAUCUCUUUGGGGGUAAUUUUCUGUUUAUGCAGGCAAAUCCUAUUCCUUUUGGAUGCAAUCACAAACCUCAUUGAUUAUGGCAUUCACAUAUUAAGGUAAACUAUUUUGACCAUAUAUUACAUUUCUGCAAGAGAUGUGGAAUUUCAUAUCAAUGGUUUUGUCUUUGUUAGCAAAAACGUAGACAUUUGAGAAGCUAAGUAGUUGUAGUAAGAUUGGACGGCAUUCCAUGUAAUUGAUCCGUGAUUUGAUAUGUACCACUUUUUAAUCUGAUCGAUGUUUAAUAAAUCUAGUGUUUUGUGGGCCAUUUAACUUAUCUGUAAAUGGAAAAAGUUUGAUAUAAACUUAAUAAUCAAUUGAUACUUUUGAGAGGAAUAUAAA
Molecule: messenger RNA, 2175 nt
Organism: Cicer arietinum (chickpea)
Lineage: Eukaryota; Viridiplantae; Streptophyta; Magnoliopsida; Fabales; Fabaceae
Product: cytochrome P450 736A117-like
Molecular function (GO): heme binding; oxidoreductase activity, acting on paired donors, with incorporation or reduction of molecular oxygen; monooxygenase activity
Source: RefSeq, a predicted model, not a curated record